Molecule: messenger RNA, 379 nt
Organism: Temnothorax curvispinosus
Lineage: Eukaryota; Metazoa; Arthropoda; Insecta; Hymenoptera; Formicidae
Product: lysosomal aspartic protease-like
Exons: 2
Biological process (GO): proteolysis
Molecular function (GO): aspartic-type endopeptidase activity
Source: RefSeq, a predicted model, not a curated record
GAUUGACUCGCAGUUAUAACGGUCCUAAAACAAUUUUGACUUGUGUAGCUUCAGUCGCCGAGAAAUUCAGGAAACAUGUAUCGGCUCUUUGUGACGAUGACGGUAAUCACGGUAUUCAACUUCGCGUCAUUCAACGCGGAGUUGCAUAGAAUUCCGUUAUACAGGACAUACACCGUUGGAAAAUCUUCGCCGGACAAUAAUAUGAUACAGCCCCGUUUGGUUACGGUUACUGUACCUCUGACUAAUUAUAAGAAUAUUCAAUAUUAUGGAAUUAUCGGAAUUGGAACUCCACCGCAAAUGUUUAGAAUACUUUUCGACACUGGUUCCUCAGAUCUCUGGGUACCAUCCAAAGACUGCAACGUUAGCCAACCUGCUUGCU